Molecule: messenger RNA, 2051 nt
Organism: Cannabis sativa
Lineage: Eukaryota; Viridiplantae; Streptophyta; Magnoliopsida; Rosales; Cannabaceae
Product: protein DUF642 L-GALACTONO-1,4-LACTONE-RESPONSIVE GENE 2
Exons: 3
Coding region: 701-1804 (367 amino acids)
Cellular component (GO): plasma membrane; cell wall
Source: RefSeq, a predicted model, not a curated record
ACAAUGACAAUAGUUCACAUUUUUAUUAUUAGAAGGAAUCAUAUUAUUGUUUACAUACGUGAAUAAGUCAUAAUUUUGUUUACAUAGUAGUGUUUUAUGAAAUUUUUACAAAAAAAGAAAUGUAAAACAUUAGUUGUAAUUCAAAUGAACACAAGUACAUAAUUAAUUAGAAUAAUAAAUAAAAGUGUUCACUAUUACAACGGUAUUAUCAUAAAAUCUAAGACACAAAAUUUUAAUUUGAAAAAUUUAACAAAACCCAAGUUUUGUUUUUUUACUAAAAAUAGUAGAGAGAGAGAAAAAAUGGCUAUGGUGUGAGUGGAGGUCUACCUUCCUAGAUUGGCUAUGGCUUGGCCUUUGGAUAAAUGUAAAAUUACAAGAAUGCCACUGUCAUGAAUUGUGCAGAAAAAGACGGUUUGUAAUAAUCGAGACAAGUAGACAAAGCUCAUCGUGGGGUGUUUGCCAAAACAAAUCCAGGUGGCUCUUUGGUAUGGCCGUGAUUUCAGCUCAUUCUGAGACUUUCUUCCUCAUUUCCUUCCAUAUAUCCUAGUCACUCUUUCUCUUCUUUCUCAACCUAAACCCUUGUCCUUUCUGCUAUAAAUAUAGCCACUAAAGCUUCUUCUCUCUCCACACACACACUACACUACACCCCUUUCAUUUCUCAGCUCUCUCUCUUCUUCUUCUAAGCUCUGAAGACCUGAAAAUGGCUACAUUAUACUCAGCUUUGUUUGCAGUUUCUUUGUUGUUUGUAAGUUCAGCCUUUGCAGCAAAAUAUGUGCCUUAUGAAGGACUCUUGGCCAAUGGCAACUUUGAAGAAGAACCAAAUCCAAAAGACAUCAAGAAAACUGUACUCAUUGGAAAAAACUCACUUCCCAAAUGGGAAAUUAAAGGCUUUGUUGAGUACAUCUCUGGAGGGCCUCAACCAGGCGGUAUGUACUUCCCUGUAGCUCAUGGCGUCCACGCAGUUAGACUUGGCAAUGAGGCUUCAGUUUCUCAGACCAUAAAGGUUAAAGCAGGAGCUUUCUAUGCUCUAACUUUUGGUGCUUCAAGAACUUGUGCCCAAGAUGAGGUUUUGAGGGUCUCAGUGCCUUCUCAGAGUGGUGAUCUUCCAUUGCAAACUCUUUAUGACAGUUUUGGUGGUGAUGUUUAUGGAUGGGGAUUCAGAGCCACUUCCAGUGAUGUUACUGUAACAUUCCACAAUCCUGGUGUUCAGGAGGACCCUGCUUGUGGCCCACUCUUGGAUGCUGUUGCUAUUAAGGAGCUUUUGCCUGUUUACCCUACAAGAGAUAAUUUGGUUAGAAAUGCUGACUUUGAGGAAGGACCACACAGACUCUUUAACUCUUCCAAUGGAGUACUCAUCCCUCCUAAACAAGAAGACGCCACAUCCCCACUUCCCGGAUGGAUCAUCGAGUCUCUCAAAGCUGUAAAGUUCAUCGAUUCCAAACACUUCAACGUCCCAUCAGGAAAGUAUGCAGUUGAGCUCGUUGCAGGAAGAGAAAGCGCCAUUGCUCAAGUCAUCAGGACUAUUCCCAACAAGGUCUAUUCUCUCUCUUUCAUUGUUGGUGAUGCCAAGAAUGGCUGCCACGGUUCAAUGAUGGUCGAAGCUUUCGCAGCCAAAGACACAAUCAAAGUUACUCAUGAGUCUCAAGGAAAGGGUGCUUUCAAGACUGGAAUUCUGAAGUUCAAAGCCAUUGGUGACAGAACCAGGAUUACAUUUUUCAGCUCAUAUUACCACACUAAGAAAGAUGACUUUGGUUCACUUUGUGGUCCUGUUCUUGAUAAUGUUAAGGUUGCCCCUGUAGCUUAGAUAGAUAUAAUCUUGUUGAGCAGCUUGCGUAAUAUGAAAUUGUAGAGAUUUUGGAACAUUUUAAGUCCAAAAAAAAGAGUUGUAUAUUAGAUCUUUGAUGAUGGUGAGAGGUUAAAACCAUAUGUGUUCUGCUAUAGUUUUAUGAGUGAAUUUGGUUCUUCCUUCAAACAGUGUUACUUUUAAUGGAAAAAAAAAUUAUGUAUUUGAAUGAAUUAUACAUUGUCCUAAUCCAAAUAUUGGGAUUGAA